GGAAAAAUCCAAUAAUCGAGUUGGAUCGAGUUGGGAAAAAAGAAAAUUUGGAAAAACCUGAAUAUAAAAAUGUCUCGGGUAUAAAUUGACAUAUCAAGCCAAAACUCCUUUCAGAAUCUAUGCAACCAUGAAGUUCAUCAUUGGUUUUGUUGUUUGUCUCAUUACUGUGAGUCAAGCUAAAAAGCCCUCGAGGUCAUUGUCCCUUUCUAAUAAAUAUGGAUCCUCUGGUAUGGUGAUGAGUGAUAAAUACAACCAUAUGAUGGGUGACAAGUACACUCUAGUGCCGGUGGUAACUAUGCCUAUGUCACAACCCCCAGUUCAGAUACCAAUGCCGAUGCCGAUGCCACCGUCAAAUGGAGGAUCAUGUAUAUGCCUACCUGGACCAGCUGGUCCACCUGGAGGGCAAGGACCAAAUGGCUUCAAGGGACCUAAGGGAGAAGAUGGUAAUCCAGGGCCAAAGGGUAUGGAUGGUCCACCCGGACCAGCUGGACAAAUGGGACAAGUAGGUUCUCCAGGAUCUCGAGGACCUAGUGGACCAGAAGGACAACCCGGACGUAUGGGAUUCGACGGACGACCAGGACCACCAGGUGCAAUGGGACCACCAGGUUCACCUGGACCAACCGGACCACCAGGACCACCUGGCCAAUAAGAAACAUGAUUAGUACAAUUAUUUUAACUGGAAAACUGAAUUUUAUACAAAAAAAAACUAAAUAAAAUAAAUUACGCAAUGAAGAAAACAAUUAA
Eupeodes corollae is the source of this 744-nucleotide messenger RNA. Its product is annotated as collagen alpha-1(I) chain-like. Bases 128 to 649 code for a protein of 173 amino acids. The transcript has 2 exons. Lineage: Eukaryota; Metazoa; Arthropoda; Insecta; Diptera; Syrphidae. The record is from RefSeq and is a predicted model, not a curated record.